Molecule: messenger RNA, 1842 nt
Organism: Chlamydomonas reinhardtii
Lineage: Eukaryota; Viridiplantae; Chlorophyta; Chlorophyceae; Chlamydomonadales; Chlamydomonadaceae
Exons: 8
Coding region: 145-1104 (319 amino acids)
Cellular component (GO): Golgi apparatus
Molecular function (GO): antiporter activity; GDP-fucose transmembrane transporter activity
Source: RefSeq, a predicted model, not a curated record
AUCAUGACAACAGAUAAAGACGCCAUUAGGCCCCUGCUCACGCCUCCGGGCUCCUCAGGCGGGUCAACAUUUGAACAAGUUGACAAGCCCCGUGCGCUUCGAACCUCUGUCAUCAUCGCUUACUACGCAUUGUGCUCAAGCUUAAUGCUUGUGGUGAAUAAGGUUGUUAUUCAUAAUAUCCCGGCGCCAUCGACAGUUCUGGCGCUUCAGCUGGGCGCUUCCGCUGGUCUUGUCUACUCCGCGGGCAUUCUAGGAUUUAUCCAAGUGGAUCGGCUGGAAUGGAGCAAAGUGAAGGCAUUCAGCCUGGUCGUUGCGGGGUUCCUGGGCACGCUGUUUGCCAACAUGAAGGUGCUGCAGUACGCCAAUGUGGAGACCUUCAUCACCUUCCGCUCCUCUACUCCCCUGCUGCUGUCGCUGUGUGACUACGUGUGGCUGGGCCGCGCGCUGCCCUCCGCGCGCUCCUGGGGCUGCCUGGUGGUGCUGCUGGGCGGCGCGGUGGGCUACGUGCUGGUGGACGCCGACUUCAGGCUGUCCGCCUACACCUGGCUGGCGCUGUGGUACGCCUUCUUCACGUUCGACACGGUGUACGCCAAACACGUGGUGGACACCGUGCGGAUGACCAACUGGGGCCGCGUGUUCUACGGCAACUUCAUGGCUCUGCCGCCGCUGCUGCUGCUGCUGCCGGCGCUGGGCGAGCACCGCACCCUGGCGGCCCUGGCCUGGGCGCCGCACCAGGUGGCGGUGCUGGCGCUGAGCUGCCUGAUGGGGCUGGGCAUGAGCCACGCCUCCUACCUGCUGCGGGAGGCCGUGUCCGCCACCUUCUUCACCAUCAUCGGCAUCCUGUGCAAGGUGCUGACGGUGGUGAUCAACGUGUUCAUCUGGGACAAGCACGCCUCGCCGGAGGGCAUCGCCUGCCUCAUGGUCUGUGUGCUGGCCGGCACCUUCUACCAGCAGGCGCCCAAGCGGCCGGUGCUGGACUCGGUCUCGGAAGUAAACUGCAGCGGCAAGCCCGGCGGCGGCAGCAGCGGCGGCGGCGGGGGAGGCGGGUCAGGAGGAGGCAGCGGGGGCGGCGGGGACGCCAGGGCGGCCGCCAUGACUGCAUGACUGGCAGGGACCGUGGCCGUGGCGGGGCGGCAAGCGUGAGGUAGGGGUGUGGAGGCCUACAGUAGCGCGUGGACAGUGAAUGCGUUUGCGGUGUGGUGGUACUGGCAGUGUCACGGUGUAGCACAGACGUGAGGCCCUGCGACAUGGGGCUCAGUAGGUAGGACAGCAGUGGCUGGUGUGCGAGUGUUUUGCUCGACGUGUCUGGUGUGUUCAACCUGUGUGUUCACGUGUUAGCGAAAUGCGUAUGUCUAACGGCGACAGCACUUGCUGCUGGUGACCCGGACAUCGCAAGCCACGCCUUGCAUUUUGCAAUAACGUGCCGGUCGGCACCUUGGUGACUUGUAGCGUUUGCAUGGUUGGUUGCUGAUGCGCGGCUCGCAAAGAGUGCCACCUGUUUGACCUGUCCAACAUCAAGUGUAGAGACAUAGGCGUGGUGCCGUAUGGGAGUAAUAGGACCGACGGUACAGGGGUUGUACUCAGUAGGGUGCCUGGUAAUGACAUCGCCGUCGUGGUGUGGGGGGCAGUGCGGUGGGGCUGCCCAGGUGGUGCGCAGCGGCGGUUCCGGUGGCUGGCUGCGACCUGAGAGUGUCGUGGACGAGCAGGCACGACUAGCCGGGCGUGUAGAACAGUCCCCAUGCCUGGUGGCCAUUCUGUGAGUAAGGCUUGAAGCUGUGCGUUGGGUCUGUUUCGUUUUGUGGGUGCAAGAUGCGUUGUCGCGCUCCUCAGCCAGGGUGAUGG